This is a messenger RNA of Girardinichthys multiradiatus, 2201 nucleotides long. Its product is annotated as interleukin-18 receptor accessory protein-like. The record is from RefSeq and is a predicted model, not a curated record. Gene Ontology annotation, biological process: interleukin-18-mediated signaling pathway. Lineage: Eukaryota; Metazoa; Chordata; Actinopteri; Cyprinodontiformes; Goodeidae. The coding region runs from base 183 to 1859 and encodes 558 amino acids. Gene Ontology annotation, molecular function: interleukin-18 receptor activity. The transcript is spliced from 12 exons.
UGUCCUUUGAAAGUAUUACCACAAGAUUUAUCCCUCUAGCGAGAGUACUAGAACUUUAACGAUGAAAAGGAGAAAAGGAGAAAAUCCCUAAAGCCACUUCUGGUUAGUCAUGAAAAAGAUUAGUGAGGUGUAAAGAUCUGUGAUCAACGGUAUCAACAAGCCUGUGGUUUUGGAGAAAGAGCAUGCAAACCGGAUUUGUUCUAUUUUAUUUUCUCUUUCCAACUAUCUCAGAUCAAUGCUGUGGGAAAACACAACGGAGGACAAAAGGAGACAAAAAUGCAGCUGCAAAACCCAUGUCUGCCGAUCAGCAUUAUCACUACAAAGUUGUGGAGGGGGAAGUCUUUGUGAUGCCAUGCAAUUCAUUGCAUGUGGCGUCACCUAUAAAGUGGUUCAAGGCUACUAAAGGCAAAGAAUGUGGGAAAGAGUUUGUGGCUGAAAUGGAAGAUUCUGGAACAUACAGCAGCCUCACAGGAUCAUACUUGACUCUGCAGGUCAUCAAUAAAACUAGUUUGAGAUGUUUUCAGCCAAAUGAGAGCAGUGUGACGUUGCUGGUGGACGCUGGUGGGGAAAUCCGCUGUCCUGGGCGUGACUGUUAUAACAACACAGCUGUGGUUUGGUACAAGAAAAACAAAACUGUAUCUGAGCAGUCUAGAAUUUCCUGUGAAAACAAAGGGCUGCUACACCUCUGCACAGUCUAUGAAUCGGACACGGGCGUGUAUUAUUGUGACAGACAAAUAACUGAACAAGGAGUCAUGUGGACCUUCAGGAGAGCCGUAAACGUCACAGUGAUACCACAUUCAAGCUCGUCUCCUGAAUUUAAGUAUCCUUCCGUUAACAUGACAGAGAAGGUUGAGCUUGGUCAGCCUCACACGUUAGAGUGUGAGGUAAUCUUUGAUGUUGAGGAAAAGAUUUCUCAAAAAGUGCAGUGGUUCAUGAAUUUCGGUGGCGAUAUACAGAACAUGACCCUGCUACACAUGGAGCAAGCUCAAGUAAAGCCAAUGUUUCCUAAGGUCGAGGUAACACAGAAAUCCAUCAUAAAAGAAGUGAUGCCACAGCACCUGAAGCACACAUACACCUGCUUCGCUAGCAAUGCUGUCGGAAACAACAGCGUCACAAUUAAACUUCAAAAGAAAAUGCAAGUAAAAUGGCCAUCACUGGUUGGCUAUCCCUUUGCCUGUUUUCUGCUGGUAGCCGGACUGGGAAUCAUCGUGCAUGUCAAGUGGCUGGAAUUACAACUAAUCUUCAGGUCCCACUUCCAGUUUGGAAAACUCGAUGGAGAAGAGAAACAAUUUGACAUUUUUGUGUCAUACGUGUGGACGGUUCCAUCAGUUGAGGAGGCAAAUGGUUUGUCCCCUUCUUCCAAACCUUACACUGAAACAGGAGGAUGUAAAUCUAACAUGAAGAUGCAGAGCAGUGAGGGACCAAUAGAAAAGCUGCUACCACAGGUGUUAGAGAACCAGUGGGGGUAUCGUGUGUGUCUGCUGGAAAGGGACAUACUUCCAGGAGGAGCUUACACAAACGAUGUGGUUCUCACAAUAAACAGCAGUCGAAUGCUCAUCUGUGUCCUGUCGGCUGAAUAUUUCGCCAACAGUAAUGCUGUGUUUGUACUGGAAUCAGGAGUCAAGGCUCUACUGCAAAUGUCUGCCCCCAAGAUGCUAUUAAUAUGGACCGGUGGAACCUCUUCAUCUUUCAUCCAGCCAGAACCCCCACUUCCCAAACUGGUGCAAAGAGCCUUGAAGGUGCUCCCCAGUCUGCAGACGAGCACAGACACAUCUCCCACGGCCAUCAGAAGCUUCUGGACCUCUUUGCAGAAAGCCAUGCCAGCUCAUGGAGCGAGACUGGCUUCACAAGAAAACUGAGAUAUGGGAAACAUUUUCCCUCACAAGAACUCCCACCCAUUAUUCAUGUUAGGAUUUUAAAACCUCUGGUAAUCACAGACUUUACUAAAACUGUAAGUCUAAAGUUGGAUCUGAAUGAAAAAAUGUCUCCAUGGUGACAGAGAUGCAAACUCACCAAGUGUUCAUUUUAAAUGCCAGAAAAAAAGUAAUUUUCCAUCUGUAGCAUUUUGUCAGUUUAAUCAAAUUUCCAUCAACUCUGCAGCUUAAUACUAUAGAAAAAAAAUCUAAUGUACACCAAUAAGAUGUAGUAAAUCAGGAUUUCUCCUAUUGCUGUCUGCAAUAAAUAACUGACAGAAACACGUG